AUGCUGGCGGCAAGGAUAGUUCUAGGGUCCCACUCAACUGCUCCCAAGAGCACGAUAAAGGAAGGGGUGGUCAUCACUUUCUCUGAGGAGGAUCUUCCAAGUUAUCCCAACUAUUCGGACCCUCUGGUGAUCACUGCUCAAGUGGGAGAGUGGGAGAUGAGGCGAAUCCUCGUGGAUCCAGGUAGCUCUUCAGAGAUUCUCUACAAGAGGGCAUUCCUAGGGAUAGGGUUCACGCUCAAUCAGCUGAGGCCAGUCCGUGUCCCAUUAGUGGGUUUUGAUGGAAUGGUGAUCCAUUCUGAAGGUUUGAUCCGGUUGCCCCUGACGGUCGGUAGUGGUCCUCAUAAAUCCCGGGUGACGUUGGAUUUUUUGGUGGCAGAUGUGCCCUCGGCGUACAAUAUGAUCCUUGGUAGGUCUGGGCUUAGUGCUCUGAGGGCAGUACCGAGUACGUAUCACAUGGUGUUGAAAUUCCCUACUUCGGGAGGGAUUGGCAAGGUAAGAGGAGACCAACGGCAGGCUAGGGAAUGCUACGUGGCCUCCUUGAGUGCCACUAUGGCCAAGGGGUCAGAGUUAGACUCACGACCGAAUCAGGAGGCGGUCCCUCAAGCUGGUCAGGGCCAGAUGGAGACGGAACAGGUGAGAGACCCAAGUAUAGGAGCAGGUUAG
Diospyros lotus (date-plum) is the source of this 663-nucleotide messenger RNA. RefSeq lists its product as uncharacterized. The coding region runs from base 1 to 663 and encodes 220 amino acids. Lineage: Eukaryota; Viridiplantae; Streptophyta; Magnoliopsida; Ericales; Ebenaceae. The record is from RefSeq and is a predicted model, not a curated record. The transcript has a single exon.